Tripterygium wilfordii is the source of this 1251-nucleotide messenger RNA. Its product is annotated as DNA replication complex GINS protein PSF2-like. NCBI's taxonomy places the organism in Eukaryota, Viridiplantae, Streptophyta, Magnoliopsida, Celastrales, Celastraceae. The transcript is spliced from 9 exons. Gene Ontology annotation, cellular component: nucleus; GINS complex. The record is from RefSeq and is a predicted model, not a curated record. Bases 285 to 914 code for a protein of 209 amino acids. Gene Ontology annotation, biological process: double-strand break repair via break-induced replication; DNA replication.
CUUUGGCUGUGGGGUUUCAUCUGAUGUCCAAGGUCUCUGAAGUUCAGUGCAGAAGUAGAGGAAACCAUCCGAUUUCGAUUGUCCCAUUGACGGGUACGGAGAAGGAGUUGCUUUGCUUUUCCACACCUGUUUUGGCUCUUGGGUGCAACCAGGUACACCGGUAUCGUAGAAUUUCCGGAAUUGCCGUAUCCCCGUAACUGUAUUAUACCGUACCCGUCCAUGUACCCAUAUCAGUGCUUUAUAGACUAGUAGUUUACUGCAAAACAGAUUCUUGAUAUCACUAGAUGGCCGGUCAAUCUGAUACUCAUGUAUCUCUUUUUUCUCCCGAAGAGAUCGAGUUUAUGGCGGAGGAUGAAUUGGUGGAGAUCGUGCCCAAUAUGACAAUGGAUCCUCUUAAUUUCAUUUGUGGCACAUUUGGUCCAUUUAUGCCACAAAUAGCGACUCAAGUACCGCUAUGGCUAGCCAUGGCUUUGAAGAAGCGUGGGAAAUGUUCAAUUCGGCCUCCACAAUGGAUGUUGAUUGAUAAUUUAACGCGAGCUUUGGAGGUUGAGCGAGAUUCUCGCGGAUUUCAGCCAUUGCCAUUCCAUUACAUGGAAAUCUCAAAAAUUCUAUUUGACCACGCAAGCGAUGACAUUCGUGACAUAUACAUGGUAAGGUCUCUUAUUGAGGACAUCAGGAAUGUAAGGUUUCAUAAAGUUGAGAGUGAAAUGGAGAAUUUUAGUGGUGCAUAUGCAGUGACGGGCACCAAUUUAUCUGCUAUGGAAGUGAAUAUAGUCCGCACAUUUGUUGGGCGAGCACUACAGGCAUUCUAUAAGCAUGCUAAUCAAGAAUUGAUGCCUGACAUGGAUAGAACGUCUGACAGACAGCCACAGACAGCUAAUGAUAGGCAGACACGAACUUUAAGGCCAAGGUAGAAGUUCUCUCCCGAGUCCUGACCAAUAUUAUGUCAUCAGCUCUUCAAUGCCACCUUCCUGAUGCGAAAGGAAACGUUUACAAGUUGUCAUAGAAGGUAUCUUUGUUCUGAGUUGCCUGCCAAACGAGUGGUGGUUUGGUUGAACCCUGUGUUGUAUGUUAUUAUACUACCUGGUUAAUGUUUAUUGUAAAUCAAUCGUGAAUGUUUUUUAGUACAAGCAAAUUUAACUGGUGGAGGAAGUCCUGGCAAAUAGAAGGAGAUGGUGUAUAACGUUGCUUGUCCCAACACUUGGAUGCCAGAAUUUGUGGUUGGAUUUGAUGUUGGAGGGUCUUUCCACA